AUGAGGGUGCCCGUGCCGGGUCCCGCGGCCGCCGCCGCCCCCGCUGCCGGCCGCGAGCCCUCGACGCCCGGCGGAGGCGCUGAGGGCGGAGGCGCCGUCGCUGCCGCCUCAGGCACCGCGGUGCCCGGCUCGGUGCAGUUGGCGCUGAGCGUCCUGCACGCCCUGCUCUACGCCGCCCUCUUCGCCUUUGCCUACCUGCAGCUGUGGCGGCUGCUCCUGUAUCGCGAGCGGCGGCUGAGUUACCAGAGUCUCUGCCUCUUCCUCUGUCUCCUGUGGGCAGCACUCAGGACCACCCUCUUCUCUGCCGCCUUCUCCCUCAGCGGCUCCCUGCCCCUGCUCCGGCCGCCCGCUCACCUGCACUUCUUCCCGCACUGGCUGCUCUACUGCUUCCCCUCCUGUCUCCAGUUCUCCACACUCUGUCUCCUCAACCUCUACCUGGCGGAGGUUAUAUGUAAAAUCAGAUGUGCCACUGAACUUGACAAACACAAAAUUCUACUGCAUUUGGGCUUCAUAUUGGCAAGCCUUCUCUUUUUAGUGGUGAACUUGACUUGUGCAAUGCUAGUCCAUGGAGAUGUCCCAGAAAAUCAGUUGAAAUGGACUGUGUUUGUUCGAGAACUAAUUAAUGAUAGCCUGUUUAUUCUCUGUGCCAUCUUUUUAGUUAGUUACAUAUGCAAAAUUACAAAAAUGUCAUCAGCAAAUGUCUACCUCGAAUCAAAGGGUAUGUCUCUGUGCCAGACUGUUGUUGUAGGCUCUGUAGUCAUUCUUCUCUACUCUUCAAGAGCUUGUUAUAAUUUGGUGGUGAUCACUAUAUCUCAGGAUACAUUAGAAAGUCCAUUUAAUUAUGGCUGGGAUAAUCUUUCAGAUAAGGCUCAUAUAGAAGAUAUAAGUGGAGAAGAGUACAUAGUAUUUGGAAUGGUGCUCUUUCUGUGGGAACACGUGCCAGCAUGGUCGGUGGUACUGUUUUUCCGGGCACAGAGAUUAAAUCAGAAUUUGGCACCUGCUGGCAUGAUAAAUAGUCACAGCUACAGUUCCAGAGCUUACUUUUUCGACAAUCCAAGACGGUACGAUAGUGAUGAUGACUUGCCAAGACUGGGAAAUUCACGAGAAGGAAGUUUACCAAAUUCGCAAGGUUUGGGUUGGUACGGCACCAUGACGGGGUGUGGAAGCAACAGUUAUACAGUCACUCCCCACCUCAAUGGACCUAUGACAGAUACUGCUCCUUUGCUGUUUACUUGUAGUAAUGUAGAUAUGAACAAUCAUCAUAGUUUAUAUGCAGCACCACAAAAGUGACAGCAUUACUAAGUCAUAAUUCUGGAAUUGUUUUUCAUGAAUGUGUGUGUUCAACGUGUUUAGAUUCCAUCACCAUAAACAUUUCUUCAUCUGUUGCAACUGAAAACAAAGCCUGAAAAUGUGGCUGUGUUAAGUGGAGGACACAGCUGUUACUAGUGACCUCUUCAUAGUAAAAUGAAGUAGAACAAAAAAAAUUUGAAGGAGAAAAGAGGGAUUAGAUCUUAAGGUACUUAAAAUGGUGUCCAAACAUCCUGACUUUGGAACAUUAAGUAUGUAUUUGCCUAUUUGCACUUUUAUCUUCGUUCUGAAAGAAUAAGCUGCAGUCCCCCAAAGUCAUACUCCAGUGGCACUGCCACAUUAUAUUGUACACCAAAUUGGGAGACAGUUUUCCUACAUAAAUCAAAGCCUGUAUAUUCAGUGGUGUCCUCUCUAUGGAAUUCUUACCCAAUAAAAGUUUUAUAGUGUGAACUGUGUACAGAAUUAAGGCAUAAAAAUGUAUCAUUCUUUUUAAAAAUUUGCUCAAAAUAUUUAAUCAUUGGAGAUAGUUCUUUUAAGCAUGAAUUUAAAAUGCCAACUGAAAAUAUUUAAGCAAUUAUUUUAAACAGAUGCUAGUAGUGAUUCUUUAUAGUGAUAACCAGUGUUGUUUGGAAAGCCACGGUCAUUUCUUCAAAAAGAAAAUAUACCAUUGAAAAUUGUGUUGCUACUUUGAGUACAAUUGGUCAAGUGAUUAUUUUUUAAGAUUAAGAUACAGGUAAUAAAGCAUGCUUCUUCAGGAAAGCAGUAGUGAUUUUUGGAUAGAGAAAUUUUGGUAGAAACUUCUUUGGACUAAACACAUUUACAGAUGCAAUUAAGAAUUAUUCCUAAAAUGAAGGAUUCUAAGUUAAACUUGGAUACAUAUUAAAAAGCAUUCUAUUUAGCUAAAACAAGUUACAGCUGAUCUUACCUAUUGAUUCAGGAUUGUCCUCAGGUAAAUUAAAUCAUGAUACAUUACUGUGGUGAACUCAAGUGCAAUAUUUUGUAAGACAUAUAAUUCCUCCUUUUUAGUUUUCAGUUUUUUCUAUUUGGACAAAGCCAAAUUAAAUUGAUUUACAAUUAAUUCUAGCACUAGAAUGAGUAAAUUUAUGUAAAAGUACUAACUAGGUAAGUAUGAAACCAGUGGUUAACAAUAUUGGAGUACCUUUAGAAUUACAUUAAAUCUAACUUGAAUGUCCUAUCCCAAAUCU
Orycteropus afer afer is the source of this 2513-nucleotide messenger RNA. It is a transcript of the gene GPR137C, whose product is annotated as G protein-coupled receptor 137C. Gene Ontology annotation, cellular component: lysosomal membrane. Lineage: Eukaryota; Metazoa; Chordata; Mammalia; Tubulidentata; Orycteropodidae. The record is from RefSeq and is a predicted model, not a curated record. Gene Ontology annotation, biological process: positive regulation of TORC1 signaling.